Messenger RNA from Alternaria ethzedia, 372 nucleotides. RefSeq lists its product as uncharacterized. Lineage: Eukaryota; Fungi; Ascomycota; Dothideomycetes; Pleosporales; Pleosporaceae. The transcript has 2 exons. The coding region runs from base 1 to 372 and encodes 123 amino acids. The record is from RefSeq and is a predicted model, not a curated record.
AUGGAUACUGCCCCGGCUGCCAAAUCGGAGCCACCACCCAGUCAAGAGGCUCAGAUUGUACGACCGCCAAUGAGACGCAUGCACUCAGAUGAGACAGAGCGGCCAUCUUCAGCACAGCGCACGAAAGACGAGGUCGACGACGAAGCAAAUGCAGCCGCUGAGCAACAGUCAGAAGAUGAAGAGAGUGACCCCGCAGAAAAAAUUGUCGAUUUUGAUUGGGAAGACCUAGAGGCGCGGUACCACGAUGCCAUGAAGACAUGCCACAAUCAGGAGGACCUACUAAUGCAAGAGUGGGAUAAUCUCAUGAAUUACUUCCGCAUCUGGGCUUCGUCAGGGAAUGAGCACGAGACCGAGCGGACCUACGCAAGGUAA